Engraulis encrasicolus (European anchovy) is the source of this 6219-nucleotide messenger RNA. Its product is annotated as serine/arginine repetitive matrix protein 2. The record is from RefSeq and is a predicted model, not a curated record. Bases 338 to 6058 code for a protein of 1906 amino acids. Gene Ontology annotation, biological process: negative regulation of DNA-templated transcription. The transcript has 9 exons. NCBI's taxonomy places the organism in Eukaryota, Metazoa, Chordata, Actinopteri, Clupeiformes, Engraulidae.
CUGGCUCGUGCGAAGUAGCUGCAGUGUCCUGACAGUGGUCAUGUCCAAGCGCCCGAAAAGUGUCCCGGAAAGUUAGGUGUAACUACCAGGGCCCGAGGAUGAUGCGACGCAAACCUCAGAUGUAUCUUGGCACAUUUUUGAUUGACAUGUCAUUUCAGAAUAGUCAGAGGAGCCACUGCGAAGGUGACCUAAUGUGUGACAGCGCUACACUCCUCCUGAGCUCUACAAUGGGGAAUUAACUUUGAUCCACACAGACCGGCGUGAGAUGUAAGGGCAACAAGGCUGGCUUCUGCCUGUGAGGUUUCCUUGGCUUAAAGAGUGCUCACUGAGUUGAGACAUGAUGGCCACUGCUAAAGGCCCACGGACGCAGCGCUACCGCCCGGCGUGCGAGUUUGACAAUGCCACGCUGGCUAAAAAAAGGGAAUACUGGCGCACUAAGAAACGAGAGCAAAGGGCAAAAGUCGCCGCUGUGAAUAAGAAAGUCGGAGGGCAGAACGCUGCGGUGGUUUGCAACGCGACGCGUCCUAAUGCAUCUGGCAGCCAUGUUGCACAGAACUCCACGUCCUGUGCCACUCUGCUGAAUAACGAUGGCUCCUACCACACAAACCCUUGUGAUUCAUCGGAAUCGAACCCUUGCGAGCCCUCGUUGGAAUCGGGGGUGUCAUUGGCUUCUGGCUACAACGAGCCUGGAGCGAAUGCUGACGGAGGUGAAGGUGAGGCGUCAGGCGGCUGUGUCGCAGGCCCCUCAUCACGGAACCCGCAAAACGCCUCCAGCACCGCAGGUCAAAGGGUCAGGUGGUUCCACAACAUGAAACUCAACCAAGUCCUACCAAAGUUUCCAGACGGGCUAGGAGCUUCGCAAGAUGGUGCCGCCACCACCAUGACGAGAUGUGGAAAAGCAGAAGUAAGGAUGCCUUCCACCACUACGGGGCCUUCGUUUGCUCCCAACUCCUCAGCUACGUCCAAUGGGUCCUUGCCCUCUGGUUCCCCUGCCCCAGUGCCUGCCGUUCGAGUCUCUGUACGCCCUCCCAUGACCUCCGUGAACCACAGACCUCCUCCAAGCAGAACAGCGACCGCCAACAGAUCACUUCCGUGCAACCAGAGCUUCUCGGCGAAGGCUUCGCCAGGGCUCGGCGACAACAGGAUCAGGCCUCAGGUUCAAGCUCAAAGCCCGUACAAAGCCGCGCCGCUGAGCGUGACGAACAAAGCGGGCGUCUGUGUUAAACAGUGCCCCUCAGGAGUUCGAGGUGCGAAUACAAAGACCAUCACCACUCCGCCGCGUGCCUUGAGGCCAAAGACAUCCGUCGUGCCUGACGGCGGAGGGAUGGCGGCGGUGCCCGAAACGGAGGAAGAGAGGGCGGCCAGGCGACGGGAGGUGUGGCGCAUCAAGAAGAGGGAGCAGAGGGCCAACAAGGCUGCCAGGCUGGCUAGCGAGAAGGAGAGAGAGAGCGGGCCGAUGCCUGCCGCCAGCGUGCCCGGGAGGCAAGCAGCGGUGCCGCGAGGGCCUGUCUGUGUGGAUCUGAACAGCCCGAGCUCAUGGAAGGGACAGCAGGGUCAACAGAGGCAAGCAGUGCAUCGAUACAGGGUCCCCGCUGCACCUUUGCAAAGACACAACCAUACGGUGACAGUGACACGCCCUGGCCUCAGCCGUGUCCCUGGGCCUGGGCGUGGGCCUAUCUCAAAAAGCACAAACCCAGCCCUGACGAACACACCUCCUCAGAGUAACUGUAUUACUAUAGACGAUGACCCUGUGCUGCCACCGCCGCCACAGGUUGUUGUGAAAACAGGAGAUCUGAAACAGAGCAGGGCCUAUUUUACACCCUCCUCCGCCACCUCGGCAACAGCGGGAACUCGUGUUGCGAGUAACAACAUGAACCUGGGGCCAGGCGUCUCUUACGCCUCUCGAGUGGUCACGGGACCCCCGUUUCCAAACACACUCAGGACCAACAACACCACAACAACAACAACAACCAUAAUACGCCCCAGGACACAAACGAACAAACUCAUGAGGUCGCAGCGCUUUUUAGGGCAGAGGAACACAUGGGCGACGACAGCAACCUCCGGGUCAUACUCCUCCUCCAGAUCGUCCUUCUCCUCCUUCCCCCCAUUCCGGGAAAACCCGAACGAGACGCCGGAGGAAAAGAUGGCCCGGAAGCGGGAGUACUGGCGUACCAAGAAACGGGAGCAGCGCGCCCGGCUGUCCACAGAGGUCAAGGCCAAACUCAGGGAGCGCGACAGCCUGCUGCGCCGCGUCAAGCGCUACCAGGGCAUCCUGGAGGACAUGCGGCGAGCGCGGCAGCAAACAGCUACGGCAUGCCAGAAGGGCCAAUCGCAGACCGGAAAUACGGCCAGGGUGAACGCUGGCACAAAUACUAGCAGUGUCUCCAUUGGUGGAAAUAGUGUUGGGAUGAACGUUGCUGGUGCAAGUACUAAUGUCAGCGGCAUGUCUAUUGGUGGUGGUGCUGGUAGUGGUGGGGGUCCUCUGCCGGGGGAGCCCAUUGGUGGAUUUAUUAAGGAGGAUGGGACUGUCACUGUUAGUGUUCCAACUACAGUGUCACCAUCUGGAGUGGGGACAAAUAGUGGGGUUGAGAAAGUGUCCACCUUAAAUCUGUUGCCACCACCACUCAUUACACGUGGUCAGGUGACCACAAGUCGAGGCAGAGGUUUCACUGGUGGAGCAAGAGGUUUCGGCGGUAGUCGAGGUUUUGGUUGUCGUGUGAACUUAAACCCCCCGCCGUUACAAAGACGAGCCGCUCAAAUGAGAAACACUCAUCCUGUCAGAGUGUCUGUCCAACCUCCUCCAAAACUGGUUUGUGUGAGACCCAGAGGAGCGGCCAUGUUGAAUAGCCAUCAAAACAGAUCCACGAGCCAAAUUCCUCCACAUGGCUCCAAAAUGGUUUCUGAGUCUGCUUUUAACAGGGGCGGUGGGCAGGGUAUGAAUAACAGCGCCUCAAAUCUGAGGAGGACCAGCACUAUAGCAGUAGCCAGGCCCAUGGGCAGGACUGUUAGACCCAAUCCAAACGACAACACGCUGACCGAAGAACAGAGGAUCGCUCAGAGACGCGAGUACUGGAGGAUCAAAAAGCGUGAGCAGCGGGCCAACCGGGCCGCCCGACUACGCCAAGGCAUGUUACGCGGACGGGCUCUGGCUGCUAGGAGACGACGACAGUACCAGAACCCCAACCAGAAUCGCAUUCCGGAACUUUCACCCAGCACUGGCAACCACACUACCACCACCUUCAACACCACCAACACCACCAACACCGCAGCUUCUACCGCUGCAGCACCACCCUUCGUCACGGUCAACGCUGGUUCAUCCAACCAUCUCGAGCCACGCAGCAUGCAUACGCUACUCCCACGGCAGAAGAUGAAGACCGAGAAAGACGACGCAAACUGUCCUUUAGAAGGACAGCCGCUCUGUGAUGUUGCUGACGUCAAGACUUCUCUCUUGCGGUCUGCGGAGCGUUCACACAGCGGAGGGGAGCCCCCAGCCUCCAGGGGCGCCGGUACCGAUGGUCAGAGCUCCACCACCCUCCUAGCCGUUGCCUCCAUGAAGAAACUUCUAGAAGAGUCCCUCUGUACUGUGGAGAACUCUGACAUGCCAGAAACAACAACGAAGACGACAACCAUACCAGUAGCAGCAAACAUCAAGAGGGAAGUGCCUUCUCUGUGUAAGGCUGAGGCAGAAGACCCACUUCCUGUAGAGGGCGAUAUGAUGAUGAUGGCCCACAUCAAGCCGGACCCUGCCGCGUUCCAGCCGGACCCACCCGUGUUCCAGCCGGACCCAGCCUCGUUCCAGCAGCGUUCGAGCAGCGUGGAGGCGAGCGACCUCUCGGCCGCCAUCUGUUUCUCGGUGGGCGUGAGCCAUCUACACGCCAACGACAACUCAAACUCAGGGUCCAACUCGCCACCGCCUCUGUCCCAUUUUCCACCACCACCAUCGUCACUACCACCACUCCGGUGCAGUCAGGACGUUCCACCACCACCACCACCACAACCACCACCACCACAACCCAUGUAUGCCCCCUCCUCCCCCUCCGCCUCUUGCUCCUUGGGUCAGGACACCAUGACCUCACCCACGUCGGCCCCUGCACCCCCUAUCCCCUUCUGCUCUCCACACAAGCCACCCACGUGCCCGCAGACCUUGAUGCAUCUCACCUCGCCACACACCACACAGCAACAACAACAACAACAAGUCUCACAGGUGCCUUGCACCACCCGAUCCAAAGUGAGACCGUACUGUGCUGCGUUGAGGCAGCCAGAAUCGCCUGGCCUUCGGCAGCGGAAAGCACCGGGGGGGUCGGGAGGCGGCACCAGCUUGCAGAAGAAGAGGGAGUACUGGAAGUUCAUGAAACGACAACAGAGGGCCCGCAAGGCACAGGAGAUGAGGGGCUUGCCGGCAGGAUCGCCAGGCACAAGAACACAUCAGGCUCCGAAUUUCGCCAGUGGUCCUCAGCGGCCCGUUCAUACCAGCUACCGAACCCCCAGCCUACCUCUCCACAAGCCUCUUCCCACUGCCUGUGCCUUGCAGAGUAGGACACGCCUCUCCCCCGUCCCUCACCCCUCGCCCCCUGACCAUAUCCCCAACUACAGCAGCAGGCAACAACAGAGUCUCCAUCCCUACGGCUUGUCUCCUUCAGACCGGUCGCUUGAUGUAAACGCGCAGGACCAGUCACCUAAGGAGAGGUGUGCUGCCCACUCCAGCUUCCCGUCCUGUUGCCUCGAACCCCCACCUCCAUGCACACCACCAGGUGGAAUUCGAGAUGCUCCACCUUCACCGGGGCAGCAAUGUGGUGCUCCCCUCUCUGUGACCCCUAGUGAGACACCCCCCUCGUCCUCCUCCUCCUUUGGUGGGCCCCUGCUGCUGGUGGAGAGCCAUAGGGACUCAGAGGGGGAGGGGGAACCCAGCCACAUCCCAGGGGUGCGACGCUGGUGCUUGCAGGAGCAUGCUGGAGGUGGAGGUGGGGGUGGCGGUGGGGGUGGGGGUGGUGGGGAUUCCUCCAACACACCCCCACAUCACCACCACCACCAGCAGCAGCAGCAGCAGCCUUCCCCAGUUCCGCACCCCUCUUGUGUGUCCAUAAAUGCCUCCGCACAUCUCAACCACCAAACCGCCAAGCCUGUUAGGUCCAUGGGGCCUCCGUUACACAUCAACAACGACUACAUCACCACCAACCACCGCCACCACCACAACAACACGAGGUGGUCGGCCAACGCCAGGCACGCGGGCGGUCUAAUGCCCCGCAGGAAGGGGAAGAGCGCGGUGGUGGACGACGAGGAAGUGAUGAGGCAGAAGAGAGAGUACUGGAGGACGAAGAAGAAGGAGCAGAGAGCUCGCAAGGCUGCCAGAGAGAAAGGCCUGGAGCCCGUGAUGAUGAUGGACAGCAUGGGUCAUCCUCAGCACCUCCCAUCCACGGACCAGCUGCCGCCAUGGCAACCUGGAGACAUGGACAUGGACAUAGAGCAAGGGCUGCCCAACACACAACACCAACUGCCUCAUGAUGCACAAUCUCAGGACUCCAAGCAGUGGUUCAAGGAGGAGGCUGACAUGGCUGUAAGUUCAUCGAUGGAUCAAGAUCUGGGAUACUAUGGCAUGUCCAGCCAAGCUGAACACGUGCAAGACAACACGGACAUGGCCUACCAGAAGUACCCCCACCACCACCAACACCACGACGACGACGGUGACUGCACGGGGCCCGUGUCCGUGGACGACUGGCGCAGCAGCUACCUGAUGGACUACGACCCCGCCACGCAGCUGCUGGUGUGCAUGGUGUGUGGCGAGCAGCAGUACUCCUACAGCCCAGAGGGGGCCCGCGCCCACAUCGAGGAGGCCCACCCGGACACGCUGUCCCUGGGCCAGCAGCAGCGCCAGAGGAUGCAGGAGGCCUGGGACCUCCAGGUGGCCCAGCGCGAGCAGUUCUUCACCAGCCAGCUGCAGCAGCGCUCCUCCGUGCCACACGCAGCAGGGACCGUAGCAGAGGUGGAGGUGACGGUGGACAUGGAGGACCCCUCUGAGUACAGCAAGUCUGCCAAGACGAAAAACAUGAGAAAGUUCUAAGUGGCAUUUUCAAAAUGGCAGCUACCCGUUUUACCCAACAUGCAUUAGUGAUACUAACUUCAAUUGAGGCAAAUCAUCUGCCUGCUACUGCUGCAUGAAGCCUUUCUUUUGUACUAGAGUGUAGCAACAGUUUUUGGGAAGUGUGUGUGUGUGUGUGUGUG